CCUGUUUCUCCCCCAUCAGGGCAGUCUCAGUCUCAGCUUCAAAAGAACAAACUCGCACUCAAAACAAAGGAAGACGCCUCGGCUGCAGAGGAAGCAGGAAGCUGCUGGCCCGCUCUGAGCCCAGCUGCUGGAACCUGGGGUCAGCAGGAUGGAGUCGGUGGCCCUGUACAGCUUCCAGGCCACAGAAAGCGACGAGCUGGCCUUUAACAAGGGGGACACACUCAAGAUCCUAAACAUGGAAGAUGACCAGAACUGGUAUAAGGCCGAGCUCCGGGGUGCCGAAGGGUUUAUCCCCAAGAACUACAUCCGUGUCAAGCCCCACCCGUGGUACCUGGGCAGGAUUUCCCGGCAGCUAGCUGAAGAGAUUCUGAUGAAGAGGAACCAUCUGGGAGCCUUCCUGAUCCGGGAGAGUGAGAGUUCCCCAGGAGAGUUCUCCAUCUCUGUGAACUACGGGGACCAGGUGCAGCACUUCAAGGUACUGCGAGAGGCCUCAGGAAAGUACUUCCUAUGGGAGGAGAAAUUCAACUCUCUGAAUGAGCUCGUUGACUUCUACCGCACAACCACCAUUGCCAAGAAGCGGCAGGUCCUCCUGCGUGAUGAGGAGCCCCUGUUCCAGCCACCCCAGCUCUGCUUCGCCCAGGCCCAGUUUGACUUCUCAGCUCAGGACCCCACUCAGCUCAGCUUCCGGCGAGGUGACAUCAUCGAGGUCCUGGAGCGCCUGGACCCCCACUGGUGGCGGGGCAGGUAUUGCGGGCGUGUGGGCUUCUUCCCACGGAGCUAUGUACAGCCUGUCCACCUGUGACCCAUGUCCAGAGAGAGGACAUGGCCAUCCCCACAUCACAUCACACAGGACUCAGCAGAAGGCCUUGGAAAGACAUGGGCUCCUGUCUCCAACCACUUGGCACAAACCAGGAUGGCCCCCAGCGCCCCAGAACUGCAGCUAUAUUUAGUGACCUCAGUGACAGUAGCUCCAGCAUUUCCCACCUGGCCACUUUCCAUUGGCUGCCAGUGGUGUGAUGUCAUGGGCAGGGUCUGAAAAGGCCCCACCCCUCCUGUCAAUGGCCUCUCCUCUGGGAAGGUUGAGGACUCCCAGGUUGCACUCACAGAGGUUGGGGGGGUGGUUAUAGCUCAGCCCAAGGAACCCUGGGCAUGGUGAGAGGGUUGCCUUGGCAGACCACCUGCUAGGUCUACCUGCCUCUUCCUCCAAAGGCCUCUCAAGUUGUCUGGGCUAUUGGGGAGGGGCUUUGCCCCUAGGGACAUGCUGGACAGACACCGGGUGGACACCAACUUUUUAGCUGCAUGACUUUGGCUCCAGCUGGAGCAGCUGGCACAUCUGCCCCACCACAGACACUUUGGGGAGGGGCUGGAGACCCCAAGACCCUGAGGAUGGGGGUGGGGGGCAGUGGGGAAAAUGGACACAGGGCUCCUCUCCUAUGGGAGCUCCAAGAGGCAAGCACUGGGCCCAGCCCCGCAGGGUACUGAGGCUGCACUGGCUCUUCAGGCCCAAGUUCUGCCCAAACUCGGGCCCAGAGAGCCUGAGGGAGGCCAAGAAGCCUACAGGCCAGAUGGGAAGUCAGAGCCAGAGCUGGGUUUCAGAGAUUCAGCAAGACCAGAGUGGGGCAGAGAGCUUAGGUGGGGGCUAAGGAAGGACAGGACACGUAGCCAGUGCAGGGCACUGAGCAGCACCUACCCAGAGCCUGGUACCUUCAGGACAGGACAAGAGAGGUGGGCUUGGAAAGGCUUUGAACACCAGGCUAAAGGUGGAGGGGCUGGUGUGCAGGAAGGGGGGUGGAGGGCUCUCCCUGGCAUGUGGGUGCAGGCAAGAUGAGGGAUGAGCCCUGGUGGCUGCUGUAGUCCCUCAAGGGGCCCUGUGGGGGUCUUCAUCCAGGGGGGCCAAUACCCUCAAAACCCUGAGCUCUGAAAACUAUGCUGCUCCUGAGCUGGCCCAUGUAUUCUAAACAAAAAUAGUGAAACCAAUGUAAAUAUGUCCAUCAGAAAUCUAAU
Otolemur garnettii (small-eared galago) is the source of this 2004-nucleotide messenger RNA. It is a transcript of the gene GRAP, whose product is annotated as GRB2-related adaptor protein. Lineage: Eukaryota; Metazoa; Chordata; Mammalia; Primates; Galagidae. The transcript has 5 exons. Bases 149 to 802 code for a protein of 217 amino acids. The record is from RefSeq and is a predicted model, not a curated record. Gene Ontology annotation, molecular function: protein binding.